GCAGAGCCAGCCAGCAACUGCUGGGGAAGAUGUUGAGGACUGGGCACAAACAGGGCUGUUACAGCAAAGGGUAACUCCAGCCACCACCUUCCCUGGCAAAUGCCUCCCAGGAUAGGCAUGCUUUAGAUCCAGACUCCCGGCCCAUAGCCUGCCUUGGACUUCUGGAAGGACCCAGCCUCAUUUGCUGUUACUUGCCGCCUGCUAAAAAUGAUCUGGAGCAAGGAGCCAGCUCUCCCUUUCUCCGCCCUCCUUCUCCUCCUCCCUGACCAAGCUGGGAGGGAUCCAGUGUCAGCCUGCAGCUGGCAUUGCAGCUGGCGUCCAGGCAAAGAAAGGGAGAUUGCUGCUUGGAGGCCAGGGGGCUCUGGUUUCCAACAAUUUAUUAAUAGCAAAUACACACUCCCAUGCUACACCCACGUCCAGUCCAGAACACGAGGAAUUGGGCUCCUGGAGAGAAAGGGACCUGAUGGCAGAUUCAGAAGCCCCUUUGGAGAUGCAUGUGGAUGAUACAGGUACAUCCUUAGAGCUCGAGGGAGAGGUUACAGAUGCCCCGUUGGAGCCUGAAGUUGCACAUGCCCCCUUGGAGCUACAUAUGGAUGUCACAAACACCCCCCUGGAGCUGAACAACACAGACGCACCCUUGGAGCAGCAUGUGGAUGGUGCAGACGCUCUCUUGGACUUGGAUGUUGCAGAGUCCCAGACUCUGAGCAUUGAGGAGCUAGGAGAGCAUUUCCAGGUAUGCAUUGAAGCAGUGGAGCAGCUGGAGAAGGAGAGAGAUAACCUCAUCCAGGAACUCAUGCUGCUCCGGGAACCCGCCCUUCAAGAAAUCAGACAAGCUCAUGAGGAGAUACUGGCAGCCUACAGACUCCAGGCCAAGGUGGAGAUGGAGCGGGACAAUCUGAGGAUCGAGAUCCGACAAGUCAAGCACAAGCUAUUCAAGGUGACCAGAGAGUGCGUGGCUUGCCAGUACCAGCUGGAAACCAGACGGCAUGACAUGGCCCAGUAUGCAGUCUAUCGGGCUGAACUGGAAACCAGGGUCAGCCAGCUUUCAGAAGAAAUAUCGCAGCUGAGAGAGACUUGUGAAAAGCAGAAGGAACAGUUCAGGCAGCGCCUGGAAAUGCCCCAAUACCGGGGGGACAGCCAUUACUUGCAGGAGAGCCGAAGGCUUUCCAUGGAGUUCGAGAGCUUUGUGGCAGAGAGUCGCCAGGGCCUGGAGAAACACUAUGAGCCACAGCUUGUGUGCCUUUUAGAAAGGAGAGAAGCCAGUGCUAAGGCUUUGCAACAAACACAGGGAGAGAUUCAUGGGCUGAAGGAGACACUGCGACCACUGAAGGGAGAGGCCAGCAGGCUGCGGCUGCAGAACAGAAGUCUGGAAGAACAGAUCAUGCUCAUUAAGCAAAAACGGGACGAAGAAGUUCUCCAGUACAGGGAACAGGUAGAAGAGAUGGAAGAGAGGCUAAGGGAGCUGAAAAAUGCGGUCCAACUUCAGCAACACAAGAAUCAAGAAUUGGAAGAGCUGAUGACCAGCCUGCACCAGGAGCUAUCUAUUUACAAGGGCUGCUUAGAAAUCUAUGGUCAUCUUUGCAACUCAGAAGAAAAAGUCGACCAACACUGACCCAUGGACUUUCCUUAUUUUAAUCAGAAAAUAAAUACAGAGGAGCUCAGUGUGAAAGACUGAGGUAUCUGCAGUGGACACUUACAUUUCCCUCUCCCUCCUCAACCCCUCCUAAAUAAUGCAUAGCAACUAUUUAAAGUCAGGAAUACCAGACAAUCAUUUGCUUGUUUAUAUUUCUUGAGGUGCUGCUCUGGUGAUCUUCUAGCAUGGUAGAAAAGAAUAAAGCUGCUGUCCUCCAGGAGGGCACAGAAAAAUACACUUGCACUAAACAAUGAACAUAUAAAGAAGAAUGAUAAAUGUUUUGCUAGGUUUCAGAGUAGCAGCUGGGUUAGUCUGUAUUUGCAAAAAGAAAAGGAGUACUUAUGGCACCUUAGAGACUAACAUUUAUUAGAGCAUAAGCUUUCAUGAGCUACAGCAUCUGAUGAAGGGAGCUGUAGCUCACGAAAGCUUAUGCUCUAAUAAAUUUGUUAGUCUCUAAGGUGCCACAAAUGUUUUGCUGUGUGUUUGGAAAGCAUAUCUGAUCUUGUUUUUUAGGUGGAUCGUAUAAGCCUGCACAGAAAGGGUCAUAUAGAAAGCCAAUUAUUCUUUGUUUCAAAGAAACACCUCAAAGAACUGUUGUUGUACCGUAAACAGGAUUGUUUCUUGUGUAGCUCAAAAGGUGACUGCUGUACUGUGAUAUGUUCUAGUAGGGUCCAUAAACUGAGUUCCCAUAUAAAUUGUUUCCACUUUAUAUAAAAAUCUCACCUUGAAAGUAAGGUUUCAGGUUUUAAAGGCUGCUUGUAUAUCCCAAAGCACAUUCUGCCUCAGGGAGAAUGCAACAUGCUCACAUGAUCAAAUCAAAACAGCUGUAAAUUUGUUCACACAUUAAUCAUAGGAUGUAGACCUAACACCCUAUUAAUCAUUAGAGGGGAGGAAUUUAAGACCCAGACCUGGUCUCUAUCUAAAACUUAAACUGACAUAUGGUGUGAAACAUUCACUCCUGAGGGUGGCUUAACUAGACCUCUAAGCCCCUGUGUAGACACAGUUAGGUCAAUAGAAUUAUUCCAUCAACCUAGUUACUGCCUGUAGGAGGGGUGAACUAACUACAGCAAGAGAGAACCCCCCCUCCACCAUUGUAGCAAGUAUCUACACCAUGGCACUACAGCAGCAGCACCACAGCAUCUGUAGUGUAGAGCGAGCCCCACUCAAAGCACCUGGGGAGAUUCAGACUCAGGUGUAAUUCUGAAAAGGGUUACUACAGUCUGCUCAUGACUUCUUGAAGGCCAAGCUUUACCUUAAUGUUGAAUGAAUCAGAAUCACAAAGCUUUAUAUAAAAAGGUAAAGCAUGCUACAAAAGCUUGAAUUUUAUUUUUUGACCUCAUGAAUAUCAAGGUUUGGGACUCUUCCCCCCAUCCAAGGCUGCCACGCCAUUAGAACUUUGUCCUUGAGAGGGUGUGAACAGAAGAACUUUCUGAAGGCUAGAUUAUGGAUAGCUCUCUACAUGUACUCUAGAAGGAAUGGGCAAGAGAGCACCCUUCAUUCCUCCCCUAACACGACAGCCAUGUUUUGGCUGCAGGGGGCACAAAGAAGAUGCUACAUGAUACUGCUGCCAAUGCUAAUAGCCCCAGAGGCUGAUGUGGAGGAGUAGCCAUACUCCUGCCUCCUACACACCAGCAUUCUCCUGGCAGGAUUUGCAGGUCACAUCUUUUAAAGAACCUCCUAGAAGGUAUAAUGUCUCCAUACACUGCUGCUCAGAAAGCACCUCUAUUGUAAGAGAUACAAUUUCGCCUUGAGAAUGCACUUUUCCUGAAGAUAAACUUUAAAAAAACCACACACACACACCAAAGCAGCACACCAUUUAUGUAGAAAAACAAAUUUAUUCCAUCUGAAGCACUUACACAUAAUUAGUCAUGGAGAGUAACAGCCUACUGGUGGAACAGGUCACCCUAGUGGGAAAUGUGCAGAAGCUAGUGGUCAAGGACUAACUCCU
Molecule: messenger RNA, 3581 nt
Organism: Dermochelys coriacea (leatherback sea turtle)
Lineage: Eukaryota; Metazoa; Chordata; Testudines; Dermochelyidae
Gene: SYNC
Product: syncoilin, intermediate filament protein
Exons: 5
Coding region: 464-1612 (382 amino acids)
Cellular component (GO): intermediate filament
Source: RefSeq, a predicted model, not a curated record